Messenger RNA from Telopea speciosissima, 827 nucleotides. RefSeq names its product gamma-glutamyl peptidase 5-like. Bases 37 to 795 code for a protein of 252 amino acids. Gene Ontology annotation, cellular component: cytosol. The record is from RefSeq and is a predicted model, not a curated record. The transcript has 4 exons. NCBI's taxonomy places the organism in Eukaryota, Viridiplantae, Streptophyta, Magnoliopsida, Proteales, Proteaceae.
UCCAUCUUUUUCUCUGUUAUACUCUGUUUCUUGAAGAUGGAGAUUAAUGGAGAGAAUCAUAAUUACUGUCUAUUAUUGGCAACAAGAGACUCUGAUUAUGUGAAGAAAGCAUAUGGUGGUUACUUUGAUGUAUUUCUUGAAGCAUUUGCAGAAGAAGAAGAAGAAUGGGACAUGUUUAGGGUUGUAGAUGGAGAGUUUCCUGACAUGAAUGAGCUUCACAAGUAUCAUGGUUUUGUCAUCAGUGGUAGCUAUUGUGAUGCUUUUGGUGAUGAUUUGUGGAUCUUGAAGCUUUGCUUUCUGUUGCAGACAUUGAAUGCUAUGGAGAAGAAGGUGCUUGGGAUAUGUUUUGGUCACCAGGUAUUGUGCAGAGCAUUGGGUGGUAAGAUUGGGAGAGCUUAUGGUGGAUGGGACAUUGGGUUGAGGGAAGUCAGGAUAAUAGAGAACCUUCCUCCUUCUGCUAGCACCUUCUUUCAUGGCUUCAAGGAAAUCCCACCUACCCUUAAAGUCAUUGAGUGUCAUCGGGAUGAGGUGUGGGAGGUCCCAGUGGGUGCUGAUGUGAUUGCUUCUUCAGAUCAGACUAGAGUAGAGAUGUUCACACUGGGAAACAACAUACUAGGGAUUCAAGGCCACCCUGAAUACACCAAAGACAUCUUAUAUUAUCUCAUAGAUUGUCACACUAAUUACAAUUAUAUAGAGAAAGGGUUUUCUAAGAAUGCAAAAUCAAGAUUGGAGAUGGCUGAACCAGAUAGGAAGUCUUGGGAGAAGAUCUGCAAGAGCUUUCUGAAAGGAAGAUAGCUUCUUUAACCUUUUUUUUUUUUUUUUUUAAA